Molecule: messenger RNA, 1482 nt
Organism: Colletotrichum truncatum
Lineage: Eukaryota; Fungi; Ascomycota; Sordariomycetes; Glomerellales; Glomerellaceae
Source: RefSeq, a predicted model, not a curated record
AUGGCAACGAUGGAUACCAUGGUCCAAACAGACGAGUGCAACAUGAGCACAGACGCGUCUUCGACCAUGCAUCCUAGACCAUACUCUCUGCCAGGAGUAAGCCAACUGUCCCCCGAAGACGACUGGACGGGGAUAGAAGAUCCCAAAGAGAAGAAGAAACUGCAGAACAGGGUUGCACAGCGGGUAUAUCGUCACCGCAUGAAGGAAAGAAUCAAGAUGCUACAGGACAGACUCGAGUAUCAUGAGACCCAACGCAACCAGAACCCGAAUCCGAACCCAAUACCCAAUCCCUUGGCCAACAGCAGCAGUGUCACAACACCUGGCGUGGCCUUUACUUCCACAAACAUGAUAUCCACGGUUGAGGGCCACCAAUCACACUUGUGUCCAACGACAGAUAAGGCUGCACCAGCGCCUUACGACAUGCUGCAUCUUAACCAAGAUCCUCAUCUCACGCCCAUGGAUUGCAGCGAUGGAAGUUUCUUCAGGGGCGGCUUGAUGCCUCCGCAGCCCCUGACGGCCACGGCGACCGACAUUGACGGCGCGGAGUGGUCGGGAGACAUCUCGCAGGACUUUAUGCUUAAAUCUCAUAUCGUAACGCCCACCGAAUCUUUGGAUGGUGUUGCCACGACUGCUGCCCCUAGCCUUAUGACACCAGCUCCCUCGAACAACAUCGCUUUUUCACCACCGAACGAGGAAGACAUGUUUUUUGACUUCGACCCGAUUACAGAUAACUCAAAACCAUACAACCUCUUUUACAGCGACACUCGCCCUCAAUCGGGGCCUAUGACAAACAGGCGAAGCCAGCACGGUCUGCCGGAAACACCUUCAAGCAUCGCAUCUGCGGCAAACAAAACGACAGAAAACCAGUAUCCUACGAUAGACAGGAGCUCUCCGCCAAUGCCGAACAGGGAGGCACCACUGGAUGAGCGCUUAGGAAGUGUCAUGGAGCAAGCUAAGGCGGUGGGGUUCACGAGCUUCGAUGAAUUGGUGAUGGCAUACUACGGCGAGCAGCUUGGGGAAUCGUCCCCGUUGGCCAAUGAACAACGGCUCAGCCGCAAUCGGAGACUGCCACGGGUGGUAUCGGAAAUUUUCCACAGAGCAAGCGAAUGGAGCGUAUGGGAGAGGAGAGGAUUCUACGAGGAGAUGCUCAAGAUCGCCGAGACAAUGUUGACAUCAGAAGGGGUGGCUGUGCGCACGGCAUUAGCGACCGACAUACAGCCGCUGUUGGAGGGAGGGGACAGAGACAAGAUCUGCCUUAGAAUCAGGAGGAUGGUCCAGGAUCUGGUACCGAAUCUGUGGGCACUGAAUUCGGCCCUGGUAGCAAAUGACGGCGACUGGCGGCAGAGAGACCGGUCGAAUACAGCCCUGGGCAGCAUUUUGUUAAUGCACUGCGCCGGGCGGAUGCCCAAGGAGCAACUCCUGCGGCUCCUGGAUAUGUGUUUCAAGGGCAUGGGUAAGACCGCAUGGGAAGAACACCAGUAG